Cryphonectria parasitica EP155 is the source of this 994-nucleotide messenger RNA. RefSeq lists its product as uncharacterized. Lineage: Eukaryota; Fungi; Ascomycota; Sordariomycetes; Diaporthales; Cryphonectriaceae. Bases 406 to 894 code for a protein of 162 amino acids. The transcript is spliced from 3 exons. The record is from RefSeq and is a predicted model, not a curated record.
GAAGAGAAGGCGCCCAAUUCAGUAUUGUUCUGGACCACCUAUUGCACUUGCACUACACUGUCUAGUACUUGACCUCCUCGACUUCAACCCACCCCUUCAGCCUUGUGUAUGUGUGCAUAUCUAGCGUUUCCUAUCCACAUGCACAGACACUAGACACACAAAACCCUUCUACACAAGUCAAGCAGGCGCUCAGACUGUCAUCGGGCAACACGUCUCCGCCUGUUGACACAUUCUCUCCCCACCUCAGGGCGGAUUCCCACGGGCUCAUCCUCCUCCCUCCCCUUUUUCCCACCCCCCCCCCCAAUCUUUGCGCUGUCAGACACGUGUCAUAUUGUCACCACCCUGCCUGAUCCUCGAAGCCCAUUCAUUCCAAUCCUCGAUCCAAUCCUCCUCCAUUCCACCAUCAUGUCAGACACGUUAUCAUCAUCUUCAUCAGCAGCAGCAGCAGCGGAGGGGCCGCAGCAGCCAGGGCCCCUCAACUACAUCCUCGGCUUCACCCUUGUCGGCAUCGCCUGGGGCCUGACUACCCCCUUCAUCCGCCGGGCGGCACGGGAUCACCACCCGCCGCCCCACCCGGUUCUAGACUCCGACGCCGUCCGGGCCAGCUGGCUCAAGUCCAAGGUUUACGGUGCCUUCUUUGCCGUCGUCGACCUCCUCCGCAACCCACGCUAUGCCGUCCCGCUGCUGCUCAACCUGACCGGGAGCGUGUGGUUCUUCCUGUUGAUCGGGAAAGCGGAGCUGAGCUUGACCGUGCCCAUCGUCAAUACGUUGGCGUUCCUGUUCACCGUUCUCGGUGACUGGUGGGUGGACGGCAAGGUUAUUGACCGGGGUACAAUGAUGGGAAUGAUACUAUCCCUAACAGGUAUCGCGUUGUGCGUAUACAGCAAGAAUUGAUCAAAGACACGUUGUGCAUAUUCUGCGUCGUUGGAGUGGCGGCGUGUAGGGUUAGAAUCAAAAAGGAUAGAUCUCGAAUAGCACCAAUUUUCCCCGUUUC